Toxorhynchites rutilus septentrionalis is the source of this 759-nucleotide messenger RNA. Its product is annotated as proto-oncogene c-Rel-like. Gene Ontology annotation, biological process: non-canonical NF-kappaB signal transduction; response to cytokine; inflammatory response. The coding region runs from base 1 to 759 and encodes 252 amino acids. The record is from RefSeq and is a predicted model, not a curated record. Lineage: Eukaryota; Metazoa; Arthropoda; Insecta; Diptera; Culicidae. The transcript has a single exon. Gene Ontology annotation, molecular function: DNA-binding transcription factor activity; DNA binding. Gene Ontology annotation, cellular component: cytoplasm.
AUGCUGUUACCGUUCCAAACGUUUGUACCACGAAUUCAAAUCACGGAACAACCUGCGGAGCGACACCGCUUCCGAUACGCCAGCGAGCAUCCUUCGUACAUACGCGGCUCGAAAAAUACGCGAGAAUGCUUGACCUAUCCAACGGUGGAGAUUGUGGACUAUUUUGGUCGCGCUAAACUAACGGUAUACUCCGUCACAGAGGAUCCGAUACCUCGUCUACACCCCUAUACGCUCUCAGGAACAUGCGAGGUUAUCAUCGGGCCAAACAAUCCACUGAAAUAUUGCUUCAAAGAUCUAAGCAUUUGUUGCAUCACGCGGAAGAUGCUUAGGAGACAGCACGCGAAUGAUCUCGACGUUGUAAACUUGAACGUGCUUAGACUUUGCUUUGAAGCCUCUCUUUUGACAGCUUCCGGUGAAGUGACUCAAACGCUGAGAGCGUUCUCAAGGAAAAUCUACAACGCAAAGAAGAGACCCGAAUUAAUCAUUCAUGAACUAAGUGACUGCAGCUCUCCUAUGUCAGGUGGGAAAAAUAUUACUUUGCUGUGCGAUGAGGUUGAUAAGAACGAUAUCCAGGUUCGUUUUUCCCUCUGUCGAAGCAACCAAUCAGAGGGGUGGUGUGGUUAUGGAAUAUUCCACCCGGAGGCCGAUAUACACAAGAAAGUCGCUAUUAGUUUUAUGACUCCCCCAUUUCGGAACCAGUUUCUCACACAGUCAGUGAAGGUAGGUAGCCGAUGUAUUUUCAAAACAUUGAUGGAUUGA